GGGCCCUCUGCCGCCGCCGCCGCCGCCGCCCCGGGGGCUCGGGCCGCCUGUUGCUGGUGGAGCGGCGGCGGGGGCGGAUAUGCCGGGCGGCGGCGGGGGGCCCUCAGCGGCGUUGCGCGAGCAGGAGCGGGUAUACGAGUGGUUCGGGCUGGUGCUGGGCUCGGCGCAGCGCUUGGAGUUCAUGUGCGGACUGCUAGACCUGUGCAACCCGCUGGAGCUGCGCUUCCUCGGCUCGUGCCUGGAAGACUUGGCGCGCAAGGACUACCACUACCUGCGUGACUCGGAGGCCAAGGCCAACGGCCUCUCGGACCCGGGGCCGCUGGCCGACUUCCGAGAGCCCGCGGUGCGCUCGCGCCUCAUCGUCUACCUGGCGCUGCUGGGCUCGGAGAACCGGGAGGCCGCUGGCCGCUUGCACCGCCUGCUACCCCAGGUGGACUCGGUGCUCAAAAGCCUGCGCGCGGCGCGGGGCGAGGGCUCGCGGGGCGGCGCGGAGGACGAGCGCGGGGAGGACGGCGACGGCGAGCAGGACGCCGAGAAGGACGGCUCGGGCCCGGAAGGCGGCAUUGCGGAGCCCCGGGCCGGUGGCGGGCUCGGCUCCAGGGCCCAGGAGGAACUGCUGCUGCUCUUCACCAUGGCCUCGCUGCACCCGGCUUUCUCCUUUCACCAGCGGGUCACCCUGAGGGAACAUUUGGAGAGGCUCCGCGCCGCACUCCGCGGGGGCCCCGAGGACGCGGAGGUGGAGGUGGCACCGUGCAAGUUUGCCGGCCCCAGGGCCCAGGUAAGGCGCACGGAGCUUCCCUGGACUCGCGGUGCGACCGCUGCCCCGCCGGCCUCCCCGGCCUCGCUCUCGGACGCCCCUUGCCCGAGGCCCAGCCCGGCGCAGGUGGCUCGGAAUCCCCACCCGGCAGCUCCCAGCGCCAGAGGGCUGGGCUUCGUUUCGCUGGGCCGCUCCGUUCCACUCCCCCACCCCACCCCACACCCUGGCAGACACAGCCACCCGCCAUCACAGAAUGCUCUAGAAGUCUCUUCCGUGCCACGGUGUUGCCACGGAAGACGUGGAGCUCCCCGCCCGGGGCCCCAGUCGGAGGAAGAGUGUCGGGACGUUUUUGGCUCUGAGCAUCUCAGCGCUCGGUGCGGGAGCUGCGGGGCGCUGGAGGAACCUGUGCGAGAACCAGCCGCAGUGAGCCCCGGGCAGCGCCGUCCUUCCCCGCCUGCCUGGCCGGGGCUCCGCCUCCCGUUUCGGGGCUCUGCCGGGCCCUCGGCGGGGUGUCCUGAAGGUGCGCUCCCGGCGAGCUGCCCUUGUCUUUGGCACAGAGGGACUUUUUUUGCUCAGUGUGUGUCUGAGUUAAAAGGGGUCGUACGGGUCCUUGUGGCUCCUGCUCUGAGGGCUUGUGUUCCCAGCAGACAUCUGACGUAGAGACCUGCGAAUGGAUCUGAGAUGAGCAGUAAGGCAGGUUGUCCGGGUGGAGAAACCUCUCCUAGCGCGGCCUGGGAUGCUCUUUCCCUCCGACAGAAGCGCUUUCUCACGGGCUUGAUUCCUGCCUGCAGAUUGGGGUUCCGGGAUAUUUGUUGGGCGUUUACGAUAGGCGUUUAAUGUUGCCCAAAAGAACUACUUAAACACCGAAAUGUAGUAGACCAGAAUCCAAAUGAGCCACUUGUCGGAAACAUUAAAGAUGAAAUUUUAUUAUAGCCA
This is a messenger RNA of Chlorocebus sabaeus (green monkey), 1693 nucleotides long. The record is from RefSeq and is a predicted model, not a curated record. Lineage: Eukaryota; Metazoa; Chordata; Mammalia; Primates; Cercopithecidae.